This is a messenger RNA of Paralichthys olivaceus (Japanese flounder), 3706 nucleotides long. It is a transcript of the gene slc2a3b, whose product is annotated as solute carrier family 2 member 3b. NCBI's taxonomy places the organism in Eukaryota, Metazoa, Chordata, Actinopteri, Pleuronectiformes, Paralichthyidae. Gene Ontology annotation, molecular function: D-glucose transmembrane transporter activity. Gene Ontology annotation, biological process: dehydroascorbic acid transport. The record is from RefSeq and is a predicted model, not a curated record. Gene Ontology annotation, cellular component: plasma membrane.
GGAGUCAGUAGUGAAACGUGUCUAAGAGCUUGUGCCACAUCCUUUAUAAGCACAGGCAGAAGGAGGGCUGAACAUUUGUCAUAACAAGCAGGUCUGGACAGGAUUGAUUUACUGGAUAUACAUAAAGAAGGCGUUCGCCACUACCGGUAUUUCUGCAGCCUGUCUACACAGAGGGGUGUGUCCAUCAGCAGCUCAGCUAGAGGCAUCAGUGUGUGAUCGGACUUUCUUCCUGAAUAUCUUCUAUAACCAGCAGCAGAGAUGGAGCGGAUGGAGGAUGAGAAGCCAAAGAAGAAGGUGACGCCCUACCUUCUCUACUGUGUUUCAACAGCAGUUAUCGGCUCGCUGCAGUUCGGCUACAACACUGGCGUCAUCAAUGCACCAGAGCAGAAACUGCGUGGGUUUUUCCGUAAUGUGUCCAUGGACCGUUAUGGCGAGCCGUUCAACAAGGGAACAAUUACCAUGGUGUGGAGUUUCUCUGUGGCCAUCUUCAGUGUGGGAGGCAUGAUCGGGUCCUUCUCUGUCGGAGCCAUAGUCAACAAAUUUGGCAGGCGUAAGUCUAUGCUGCUGUCCAAUAUCCUCGCUCUCCUCGGAGGUGGUCUGAUGGGGCUGGCGGUCCUUAGUCAGUCUUUUGAGAUGGUCAUUGUCGGCCGGUUUGUCAUCGGCGUGUUCUGCGGCCUGUGCACGGGACUGACGCCUAUGUACGUGGGUGAGAUCUCUCCAACCGCUCUCCGGGGGGCUUUCGGCACCCUGCACCAGCUGGGUGUCGUGGUCGGCAUCCUGGUGGCACAGAUCUUCGGUCUGGAGUCUCUGCUUGGCUCUGAUUCCUUGUGGCCUGUGCUGCUGGCUCUGACCGCCCUGCCCGCUGUACUGCAGUGCAUCAUGUUGCCUUUCUGCCCUGAAAGCCCCCGCUACCUGCUCAUCGUCCUCAACCAGGAGGAGGAGGCAAGAAAAGCUCUUGUCCGCCUGCGUGGCACUGAAGAUGUGAGCGACGAUAUUCAAGAGAUGAAGGAAGAAGGGAUGAAGAUGGCCAUGGAGAAGAAAGUGACCAUCCCCGAACUCUUCCGCUCCUCAAAAUACCGCCAACCAAUCAUCAUCGCAAUCGUCCUCCAGCUGUCUCAGCAGAUGUCUGGCAUCAACGCUGUGUUUUACUACUCCACAGGCAUCUUUCAAGAAGCUGGUGUAACUCAACCCAUCUAUGCUACGAUCGGAGCUGGAGUUGUCAACACUGUGUUCACUGUUGUCUCUCUCUUCCUGGUUGAAAGGGCGGGGCGGAGGACAUUGCACCUGAUUGGCCUGGCUGGAAUGGCCAUCUGCGCUCUACUUAUGACAAUCUCGCUCGCUCUGGGGAAGACCAACCCGUCUCUGAGCUACCUGGCCAUCGUGGCUGUGUUUGGCUUUGUUGCCAGUUUCGAAAUGGGUCCAGGUCCAAUUCCCUGGUUCAUCGUGGCUGAGCUCUUCUCCCAGGGGCCCCGGCCUGCUGCCAUGGCUGUCUCAGGUUUCUCCAACUGGACCGCCAACUUCCUGGUUGGGAUAAGUUUCCUUAAACUGGAGGAACUCUGUGGCCCAUACGUCUUCAUCAUCUUCACGGUCUUACUCAUUGGGUUCUUCAUCUUCACCUACCUGCGAGUGCCUGAAACCAAAGGAAGAACCUUUGAUGACAUCGCACAGGGAUUCGCUGCCAGUGCGGGGAAGCCCACACAUUCCCCCGUGCCUGAAGCGGUGGUCAUCGGCCUGCCAGACCCUGCACCCAUGUCCCCCACAGAGAAGGUUCCUAUGGUGGAUCUUCCCCCGGAGAAACCAUGAGCACCUUUAGAGGGAAGCCUUAGGGUGCAGUGCAGACGAACAGGGUCCAUGCACAUAGAAAUUGUGAUGAGUUAUAUUUCAUAACUCACUAACGAUAAAAGAGCAGCAAGGGUGUGUUUAGAAAAAGCCAACUCAGUGUAUUAAUGCAGAAAUAUGAGAUUUUUGUUUUUAAUGUAUAUUUUUAGUGUGCCUUUUUAAAAAUAAAUACACAGUUUUUAUGUAUUCCCCAGUUACAAAUGCUUAAACAAAUGACAGAAUUCCCUGUAAUCCUGCUUUAAAUGCGGGCGAAACUUAACUGAAUUACCAGUACUUAAUGUCUGUUGACGUUCCUGGUGCCAGCUCUGUGCGUAUUGAUCCGUGUAAGAGGAUCAACAUAUGUUAAGUGUCCAGGUCUUCUGCUACCCCCAGUGUUAAAAGGUUGCAGGAUUUAAAGGGGGGGUUUAUGUAUUGAGGUCAAGCUUGAAAAGCCGGUUUUGGAGUGUGGUAGUUUGACCCAAAAAGACUGACUUGGUGUCCUGUCUGCUUGCCUGAUGUGCCUCGCAGCCAGGGGAAGGGAGCCAUGUUGUCUCGAGCAGACAGAUGGCGGAGGCGCUGUAUCAAUCCCUCUCCUCCUCGGGUUGACAAAAAGCACUGACUAUAGAUUUAAAUUAUAUAUUUAAGCGAGAUACACAUGUUGACGUCAUCUGAGAGGACAGGGUGUUUGUACUGGUGCACGUCUGUGAAGUUAAAAUUGUUUGUGUGUGAUAAAGUCGAGGAAGGUGCGUGUAUGAGAAUGAGGUGUAGUCUAACUCUGCCAAGUCUUAACAAAGUGUCUGUGUUAUGGUUUCACCGCAGGAUACAACCACUAUGACAGAAUGAUUCAGUCUGAUACCUCAGGUGCCUCAUUGUGUUCAUGUAUUUGAUUUCUAGCAGAUAAAACAGAAAAACGUAUUUAUCCAUCACUGUACUUGAUACUCAGAACAUAACAACAAUCCAAUGCAACAUAGGUCAAUAAAAUACCCCAGAACCUUUUGAAACAGUGUUACAUCAAAUCAAAAGUGCCAGUCACUCUUUUUUAAAUAUGUAUUGAACCACAUUAAGUCUACUGAUAACAAAAUAACUCCACAUAUCUCAGUUUGCCAUAGGAGACGAUGAUACAGAACAAAAACACUACAGUUAUAGUAUUUAUUUCAAUGGUUUUUGCUGUUGUAUCACAUGUUUUUGUGUCCAAAUGUCUGUAAUGUUUAGAAUCUUCACUUUCUGCACCAUGAUCAGCCGUUACAACACAGUAUAUACCUGCUUACAAAUGUUGUGUUGACGUUUGCACAGUUGUAUCUUCUUCUGAAUGUGCACCCACUCAUAAGGAAGCACUUCUCAACAUUUUAGUGUUGACAGUCCGACCACAGACUCAAGAUGGUCUGUUUGUCUUUGCGUUGAUCUCUGCUACAUGCAAAUAUAUUCGUAUGUGUUAGGAUAGGUCUGGUUUUGGUUGUCUUACUCUAUUUGCUUUUCAUAAUCCUGUCUCAUCCACUGAUUUCCUCUUGCCCUUUGGGAAUACUGUUACUAUGGUGAAUGCCAGCAUGUUUGCUUUGCAGUUCUCCACAGGAUUUUUAAUAUGUAUAUUUUGCUCUUUUGCGGGAAAACAGAAGUGAGAAGUGGCGGUAUCAGAGUGUGUGUGGCUGUCAGAGUUGACCUUCACUGUUUAUCUACUGUGAUGUCCUCUGUCCCGCCGUAAUAACAAGAGCGACACUUGGAUUGAGAGACUCAAAUAAAAUAAACUUGGUCCGUCUUGUAAUGAAAUGUGCGACUUGAAUAAUGAGCAUAACAGUGUGUGUUUUUCUCGCUGUGAUGCUGUGAGACAAAACCGGUUUGUUGCCAUUAAUGUAACUGAAAUCUUUAUUCUAAAGUAAAAGUGUGAGAGAUU